Clupea harengus (Atlantic herring) is the source of this 2564-nucleotide messenger RNA. RefSeq lists its product as uncharacterized. The record is from RefSeq and is a predicted model, not a curated record. NCBI's taxonomy places the organism in Eukaryota, Metazoa, Chordata, Actinopteri, Clupeiformes, Clupeidae. The coding region runs from base 133 to 1095 and encodes 320 amino acids. The transcript is spliced from 6 exons.
UCAAUUAAGGACUUGUUAAUGGAUAACAACUGGCUGAUGGGGUUUAAAUAGGUCUGAAAGCUAAGCCAUACAACACUUCAACAUUUCUUCAGAGAAACACAAGUCUCCAACGCCUAUCAAAAGAAGCAGACCAUGUCAAGAAUGGGGACACUUUUCCUGACGAUCUUCCUUGGUGUGUCAGGAUUCACAGUUGUGGCGCUACCUCAAGCUAGAAAUUUAGCAUUGUAUGGAAGGGCCACCCAGUCAGACCUGGUUGAAAACCCCUCAUCAGGGUACAGUGAUGCCCACAAUGCCAUAGAUGGAAAUCGUGACCCAAAUUUUCCUCAUGGAUCUUGCACUGCUACUGAUGCACAGACUAAUCCCUGGUGGAGGGUUGAUCUACUGAGGCAGUACACUAUUACUUCAGUGGCCAUCACCAACAGAGGAGACUACGCCCCUGAGAGAAUCAACGGAGCUGAGAUUCACAUUGGCAGCUCCCUGCUGGACAAUGGCAAUCACAAUCGACUGGCAGGGGUUAUAUCGUCUAUCCCAGCUGGAAGAACCCUCACCUUCACCUGGGAUAAAGGGGUGGAGGGCCGCUAUGUUAAUGUUUUUUUGCCUGGAAACAACAAGCUUUUGACACUUUGUGAGGUGGAGGUGUAUGGCUAUCCAGCACCAGAUGGUGAGAAUGUGGCUUUAAGAGGGAAAGCAACUCAGUCAGACCUUCAUAGCAAUGGAUUCGCAUACAAUGCCAUUGAUGGGAAUCGUGACGGAAUAUGGGGGCAUGGUUCCUGUACUCACACAGAAGCUCAUGUCAACCCUUGGUGGAGAGUGGAUUUGCUCCAAAAAUAUAAAGUCUUCUCUGUGAUAAUCACCAACAGGAAGGAUGGUACUCCCAGUAGACUGAAUGGAGCUGAAAUCAGAAUUGGAAAUUCUUUGAACAACAAUGGCAUCAACAACCCCAGGUGUGCCGUAAUCUCCUCUAUUCCUGCUGGGUUUUCCGAGACCUUUGAGUGUUAUGGGAUGGAGGGACGCUAUGUUACCGUGGUGAUUCCUGGACGUGCAGACUAUCUUAUACUCUGUGAAGUGGAGGUAUAUGGAUCACCGCUGGACUAAAGCCUAGGGACACAGCGCAUAGGAUGGAAAUCUUAAACAGCGUUGGAUAGCAUGAACUACUCUCAAAACACAGCAAAUGUAUUGUUGUAGGCUACUGAAUAUGUCAUGGGCAACACUUCCAUUCAUAAAAAUGGAAUCUGUUUAUAUUACUGGCAAUACAGAAUUACUGGUACACUUAACAGAGAUAAUACUUAAAUAUGAUUAGCUGUUGGAACAAAUCAACCAUUUUUGACAAUGAGUGCAAUUGCACUAAUAUUGCAUGGAUAGAAUGUUGGAGUUGCCACUAGUUUAAACCAGUUUGCCCUGGGUUGUAAAAGGUUGGUCGAAAACUAGCAACGUAACUACCUAACCUAGCAUGCUAACUCAUUUCUUUUGGUGACAUAGUUGGCAUGUCAUGCUGUGAAAGCUUUUCUUACAUUUUCGUUGGGUGGUCCGACCCGAAUCACAGAACUAGUUCAUAGACUGGAUUGCAAGCAGGAACGACGGGUGUGUUUAUCUGUCCUUCUUAUGACCAUAUGAGCCUACCUUAAAAUGAAUUUGAAGAUGAUAACAGUUCUAGUUACCUAUGAAAACAUGCCUAAAUUGAUGCAUACUGUUGAUUUAAUAUAACACUGAAAUCAAUGACAAAAUGUUUUACAAGAGAACAGAGAUUAGUAUAUUCACGGUGUCACGCCACUGCAGCAAUGUUUCUCGUGUGAAUGAUAAAUGUAGGACAGUUGUGGUUGCAAAACCUUUAGGACGCUCACUUCAAGUGGAGGUAGACAUUAUACAAUUACAUUUUUUGAUUGAAGUGAACUUUUACCUAACCUUUACCUAAGGUGUCAUACUGCACCUUUCGUUCCCAGCUGCACUGUACUUCUUGGAUUCCACUAGCUAGUAGUUUCAGGCUUGCAUUUGGGAAGACGAGUUGUCUGCAUGGUGACUCUCACUUUUUUCCUCAGUUUGUCAUAUCGAUUCGUUUUCCAUCCUACUGGGAGUCUGAGCUCUGUCACUCUCAAGUAGUGUGUAGUUAAGAUAUUAACUCUUCUGCAAAAAUAAUAACAAUAACAGCACAGCAGUCCUUUCAGUAAAGUUUACCUCACAUCCGGUGGGGCCACCAGAUAGCGCCAAAGAGCAGGUUUUAGUUCCCUAGCUUCUAGAAAUCCACCUGUGCCCCACAUCACUUGUAUCACCUGUAAACAAAGCAGUAGCGGAGUGUUUAUUUAAGCUGGCUAACAAUUUCAGUCUGCAGUUAGCAUUAAAUACCUGUGUCCAUGUCACAGAGUGUGACUUGAGUUUCUAAUGUGUCUGCAAUUGUAAGUUUGCAGGAAUCUUCAAUCUCUUAUAUUCUCCUCUGAUACUCAGUUUGAGUGCUGAUGAGAUUUUAGUUUUUGGUUUAACCUCAUGUGUUAAAGUUCUUUGCUGUGUGUUGGAAUAUCUUUGGAUUGGAAAACUGCUGCCUUAUUCUUUUAAUAAAAGACUAAACAGAC